This is a messenger RNA of Diutina rugosa, 3465 nucleotides long. Its product is annotated as DEAD/DEAH box helicase. The transcript has a single exon. NCBI's taxonomy places the organism in Eukaryota, Fungi, Ascomycota, Pichiomycetes, Serinales, Debaryomycetaceae. Gene Ontology annotation, molecular function: nucleic acid binding; ATP-dependent chromatin remodeler activity; ATP binding. The coding region runs from base 1 to 3465 and encodes 1154 amino acids. The record is from RefSeq and is a predicted model, not a curated record.
AUGGUUGCCAAAAAGAGGUUCUUCCCCGAUAUAGCCAGUCUGUUGGCCAACACGCGGAGGCAGAAGCUCUUUGUGGACGUCGACCUCCCGUCUGCAGAAAAUGCCGCCGCUCCCACGCCAAACCAGCGAGGGGUGCUGCUUGCUCAGUUCACCGAAGAGGUGACGACACAGGCGCCCAUGUCCACCGAUGAGGUCGUUGCUCUAUACCACAAGUACCGCCACCAUCCAAAGUAUGCUGAGGAGGCGGUUAAAGAGUGGAACUCGUCGCGGGAGGGCAAGACCGAGUCACCGCAAAAGCGAGCAAAGAUCCUGAUCUCGGAGCUCAUGCCCAUUAAUGACGACGUCUCCAUCGAGCUGGUGACGCCCGUGGAGCCAGCGACGACGACGCCCAUUCCUCAUGAAGUGAUUGAUGAUGAUUCUGACGACGAUCUCACCUUUGAAGGUCUGAUACUUGCUCCUCAAGAACAGCCACCUACAGUGGAGGAAAAUAAGGUCCAGUUGGACGAUAUGUUUGCUCGAGCUCAACAAUACUCUCAGUGGUUUCAGGCUCAGGAAAAGAGCCGUCUGUGGCGAAGAUAUAUCGGAGUAAUGGAAGUAGAGGUAACGGCUACACGGCCUACGGUGAAGCCCUUGCCUUACCAGACUCCCAUGGUGUUGAAGAGACUCAAUCCUAAGACCGAUAAACGCAUAAAGAAUCAGGACCUGGCAGUGGUGAGAGUGUACACCGAGGAACACGACCGAGAAGUGGGGCGUAUCUCCGAAGACUUGACGAGAAUAUUUGCUCCGUUGAUGGACUUCGAAAUGAUCGAGUUCAAACUGCAUGUACUCUUUGAGACGGCCAAGAGGUUACUGACAGGUGAUCUGUUCUUCAUUAAGAUGGAUAUCUAUUUGACUCAUAAGGCAUUCCAAGGGGUAGCCGGCGCCGACGACGAUGAUGACGUGGUAGUGGUUUCCCAAACGACCACCCAGAAAAAACCCAUGUUCGGUUUUGGCCAGGAAACGUCUCAGGAAGUCAAACUCCGACGCCGUCAAACAGCAUUGUCACGGUUGUUUUCCAAGUUAAACGUUCGACCAUUACGAACGUUAAGUGGCGAGGAGGAACCUGAAGAAGAUGCUGCAAUUGACGUCGACUCCGCAGAAUCGCUGACUCCACUCGAUGGUGACUUAAGUUUAGAUCAUCUUAAAAAGAUGUACUCCGAUAAUAACGAAUCUAAGCUUUUGUCACUGCUUCCUGAAACCACCACUCCCCCUUCAGAAAACUUCAAAUUGCUGCUUAGAGCAUACCAGUGCCAUGGCCUUGCCUGGAUGCUUACCAGAGAGAAAGAGUAUGAUCUAGUCGAAAGCUUACUGAAUCAGCAGUCAGAAAUGAAACAACAGGCGAUUCGAGAUAGCGAUAAGACGAUUGACCCUCUUUGGCAUCGUUAUAAGUGGCCUGAAGACCCUACUGGUUUGAGCGAUGGCAACACCGGCGAAUUCUUCUUUGGUAACAUGCAUUCGGGUGAAAUGUCAAUUGAGGAACCCGUCGUCAAAUCAACCACUUUAGGUGGCAUCCUUGCCGACGAAAUGGGGCUUGGGAAAACGAUCUCGGCCCUCUCAUUGGUGAUGUCGUGCCCCGCCGAUGCAUCACCCGAUAUCAAAACCACUCGCCCCUACGCCGCUAAUACUACCCUCAUCGUGGUGCCAAUGUCAUUGUUAUCUCAGUGGAAAAACGAGUUUGACAAAGCCAACAACAACCCAAACUUCUGUUGCAAAGUAUACUACGGCGACGACACUGAGCUUGAUUUGUCACGAUCAUUAAUCAAAAAUGUCAAGGCUUCCAAUCGUCCUGUGCCUGUGGUCAUGCUUACAACAUACGGGACCAUUGUCAACGAGUAUGUUCGUUUACACCGUCGUCGUGAUGCUCAGGGGAACUUGCCCAAAGAAGGCAUUUACAGCGUGGAGUUCUUCCGCAUCAUUUUGGAUGAAGGCCACAAUAUCAGAAAUCGGUCGACCAAAACGGCUAAGCUGAUCUACGAAGUCGCCGCUCAGCGCAAAUGGGUACUCACCGGUACUCCCAUCAUCAACCGGCUUGAUGAUUUGUACUCGCUUGUGAAGUUCCUCCGUUUGAAUCCCUGGCAAGAUUUUUCCAGAUGGAAAUCAUUCAUCACCGUGCCUUUUGAGAAUAAAGAGAUUACUCAGACACUCCAGGUGAUUAAACUGAUUUUGGAGCCAAUCUUCUUGCGCCGUACAAAGCUGAUGAAACAAAAAGAUGGUAAACCUCUCGUGGAACUUCCACCGAAAGUGGUUGAAGUGGAAACAGUCAACUUCAGCGAUCAGGAAAAGUUGUACUACGACUGGUUCCGAGCCAAAGCCACCCAGAAGUUUCGUGAAGGGGUCAAGUCAGGUCAUCUUUUGAAGCAGUACUCGCAAAUCUUAACACAUAUUCUUCGCUUACGUCAAAUUUGUUGUCAUGUUGAUUUGGUCAAGGAAGCCGCCAUCUCCGAUCUUGAGGAGCAGAAUGCCACCAACGCUGCCCUUGAAAAGGAUGAAGAAUUCAUUAAGUUUCAAACGUCAUUGGAAUCAAAGCAAAAGCAAGGGUUUGAGCUGGCUUCGGAAGCCAACAAGAUCAUGUACUCGUUAUACGGCAAGUUUGAUCCCGAGUUCAGCGAGUGCUCAAUUUGUACCACAUCCCCUAUUCCUCAAAAUGAAUUGGUGGUGACUGCCUGUGGUCAUACUUUCUGUCUCUCUUGCAUUUUGGAGCACUUAGACUUUGAGAGCACCCCUGAUCAAUGUCCCAAUUGUCGUGCACCAGUGAAUAAGUACAGGUUAUUCAAAUUGAGAGCUAACUCCAAUACCGAUGCGAAGGAAGUGAGAUUCAUGACCCAAGGAUCAAAGUUUGACGAUAGCCAAGGUCUUUCAAAGUAUCCAUACCGGUUAUUCUUAUAUGACCCUGAAAGAUCAAGUUCGAAGAUUAUUGCGCUUUGUAAACAUUUGCGGGCGAUCAAAGAACAACUGCCGGGAGAGAAGGUCAUUGUGUUCUCUCAGUUCUCAUCUUACUUGGAUAUCAUUGAAGCCGAGCUCAAGAUCCAGGGUGAUUUUAACGUUUUCAAGUAUGAUGGGCGAUUGCAAAUGGCUGAGCGGGAAAAGCUUUUGAAGAAGUUUGACGAGAGAUCAAACAACCGGUUGACGGUAUUGCUCUUGUCAUUGAAAGCUGGUGGGGUGGGGUUGAACUUGACCACGGCCAACAAGGCGUUUAUGAUGGACCCGUGGUGGCUGCCGAGCAUCGAGAACCAGGCGAUCGACCGUAUCCACCGAAUUGGUCAAAACACCUCAGUUAAAGUCGUCAGGUUCGUCAUGGAGAACAGUAUCGAGCAGAAGAUGCUUAAGAUCCAGGAGCUCAAGAACCAUUUGGGAGAAGCAGUGGGAGCCGAAGAAGAACAGAAGAAACGCCGGAUCGAGGAGAUCCAGAUCAUGUUUGAGGAUUGA